Molecule: messenger RNA, 2647 nt
Organism: Acanthaster planci (crown-of-thorns starfish)
Lineage: Eukaryota; Metazoa; Echinodermata; Asteroidea; Valvatida; Acanthasteridae
Gene: agxt2
Product: alanine--glyoxylate aminotransferase 2
Biological process (GO): glyoxylate catabolic process
Cellular component (GO): mitochondrion
Molecular function (GO): L-alanine:glyoxylate transaminase activity; pyridoxal phosphate binding
Source: RefSeq, a predicted model, not a curated record
UUAAAAAUCAAAUCGACAGAGGUCGUAUGCGCGGCGCGGCUAGCAAACAGGGUGUACACUGUCAGUGUCAGUACUGAACUUGACUUCGUGGUCGACGUGUCCAGUUGCUGUGGUCAAAGAACGGAAAAAGAUUUUGCUUGGGACAAUACAGAGCGUCACCAUUAUGUAUCGGUUGUGCAGGACAGGUCUUCGUCUGCAGACAUUGAAAAAAGAAGGGUGUGCUGUUUGCAUUGUACCACAACACAGGAGUUUUAGUGUCAGCCCUCAAAAUGCCAAGGUACCACCAUCCAUGCCGGCAACAGCCUCAAUGCCCGACACAGACUUCAAGCCUGCAGAAUACAAGGGUAUGUCUUACGAGGAGGCACGAAAGGUACGGACUUCCACCAUUAACCCAGCUAUUCUGGAGUACUACAAGCAGCCGAUCAUGCUCCAUCAGGGCCACAUGCAGUGGCUGUUUGACCAGAAUGGCAAACGCUACUUAGACCUCUUUGCCGGCAUUGUGACGGUCAGUGUUGGCCACUGCCACCCGAAAGUGAACAAGGCCUUGCAUGAGCAGAUUGACAAAAUCUGGCACACCACCAAUGUCUACAUGAUUCCUGCCAUCUACGAGUACGCCGAGAUGCUGACCUCCAAAAUGCCUGGCAACCUCAAGAAUGUCUACUUUGUUAACAGCGGGACGGAGGCCAAUGACCUAGCAGUAAAUUUGGCACGUCUACACACUGGUGCCUAUGACAUAGUGAGCCUGAGGAAUGCCUACCAUGGCAUCAGCCCCACCUUGCUAGGCUUGACUUGCCUGGGCAACUGGCUGUAUGAUAUCCCAGGAGGCUUCGGCUAUCACAACGCCAUCAACCCCGACCCGUUCCGGGGGCCGUGGGGCGGGAAGAAUUGCCGCGACUCUCCUGUGCAGACCAUCAGGCAAUGUGAUUGUGCAGCUGGGCAGUGCCAUGCGAAGGAUAUGUACAUUGACCAGUUGAAGGACCUCCUUCGGUACGAGACACCCAAGAAAAUCGCUGGCAUGUUUGCUGAGAGCAUCCAGGGAGUCGGUGGUGCAGUCCAGUUCCCAAAGGGUUACCUAAAGGAAGCAUUUGAACUGAUCCGGGAGAAGGGGGGAGUCUGCAUAUCUGAUGAGGUGCAGACAGGCUUUGGUCGGACCGGGGAACAUUACUGGGGUUUUGAGGCCCAAGGGGUCCUCCCUGACAUCGUUACUCUCGCAAAGGGCAUCGGUAAUGGUUUCCCCCUUGCUGCUGUUGUUACCACACCAGAUAUUGCCGCAUCACUGACCAGGGCCCUGCACAUCAGCACGUACGGUGGAGGUCCACUUGCUGGGGCUGUUGGGAAGGCCGUCUUGGAGGUCAUUGAGGAGGAGGGUACACAGGCAAACUGCAAGGAGGUUGGCACCUACACGUUGUUGGAGUUGGCCAAGCUGCGAGAUGAUUUUGAAAUCGUUGGGGACGUGCGAGGCAAAGGACUCAUGAUCGGAGUUGAAAUGGUCACAGACAAGGAAUCCAGAAGGCCGCUUCCCCCUGAACAAAUGGGAGCGAUAUGGGAAGACAUGAAGGAGAUGGGUGUCCUCAUUGGAAAAGGAGGAAUCCAUGGAAACGUUUUCCGCAUCAAGCCUCCCAUGAUUGUGACCAAGGAAGACAUGGAUUUUGGCCUGUCCAUCCUGAAGAAGGCACUUCAGAACCACAUGGAAAGGCAUUCUUGAUGGGUCUGUACUCACCAGAACAGUGGCGUUGGUAAUGAUGCCAAGAUCAUUAUCACUCCUGUUAUAUAUUCCCGUAAAUCAUUCCUAAUUAGCAUCUGAGAGCCAACAUGUUGACUCAAGGCAGCCCAAUGGCAAAAGUAAGAGUGAUUCAUUCCUAAAUUGCCCAUAAAUUUGAUACGACUAUUUCCUGUGAUCAUGUAUUUUCUCCCAUUGUUUAAUAGUCUGGUUUCUGGAUCCUCCAAUUUCAACAGAGAGUUUCGCAUGUUUCACGAAAUCAGGCUUUACUUUCAUGAUCAGAUAUUGAUUGGAUUGGGUAUUCAGGAUGGUUUCAAUACAUUUGCUGUAAAAGAAGCAUUGUACUACAUAUAAGAAACAAUUUUAUAUACAAUUUUGGAUUAACCAAGACAUAUUGUCAGCAUUUGUUUUUAAUCUGCAUCAUGUGAAAAUAUUUAAUCACUGCUCAAAGAAUUAUUGAAUAAUUAUUGAAUAUAUGCGUUAUUUUCAAUGUUUUAAUGUGAGGAUAAUUACAAUUAUACACAUAGAGUCAAAAGACAUGGCUGACUUAAUAUUCUACAUUUUUUAAACGGGUGGCUUUGAAGACAUUUUCAUAAUAACCAUUUUCAGAUAACUUUUUUUUUACUAAUUGAAAGUCUUUCAUUGGGUUAUACACAAGGUCAGGGGACAGGUUAUGUCGGUAUUAAGUAGCUUUGGAACUCGAUUUGGUUCUUUGGUUACAAAAGAGAUACUGUAUUUUUUCUAGAAUUCUUCCUUGUUUCAUUCAGGCUCUUGGUCUAAAUCACUUGUGCUGUUGUCAAAGUUUUAUCUUUUGCCAAUUUUUGUUUUUAAAUUACUGCCUGUAGAGAUAGACAAGUUACAAAUUAUGACAUACAAAAAUUGUAUUUUUAUGGUUAAAUCGGACAGCUGUGGUCCAAUUAUUAUACA